AAUUAGAUUUAUGGCUUGCCCAUCUUGUUCAUUUAAUAGACUAAUUGGGGAAAGAAGAAUCCAUUAUUCUUGAUUGUCUAGUUAAAAUCAGAAGCCACAUUGCUCACGGGGAUACGAUUUGUGCAAAUGACAUAAUCGCACAUGCACAUUAGCCCGAAUAGCAUCUUUACACAAAUGACACAAUUGGCACCGGGUUUUGUUUUUUUUUAUCUCCUCUUCUUAAAGUCAUAGCACCAAGUUCCAUUAAAUCUAAAGUUUCCUUGCGUUUCCUUACUCAUAGCUUGCAAUCUUGGCCAGAGGCUUACACCAUUCUUUAAGAUCUAUGAGUCACGUCAGUGAGCCUGGGGCAACCCAGGCUCUGUCAACGUAAAGGAGCGAGCCAGGAACAACCAUCCAGGAACAAAAAUCUCUGCGACUAACAUUCACACAUUCGGCUCAAGCGUUUUGACUGAAUCCUAGCUGCGACGUGCCACCAACCCGGGCGCCGAUUGCAGUUUAUUCCACCAGUAAGGAGUUAAGAAAAUCAUAGAGGAACGGGACUCCAAGGAAGAGCCCUUUAUGGGAUGCGUUUAAACGGUCUUGGGUUUUGCAUCUAUGUAUUCAGACAUACAGUCAGAGCGGCCUGAUAUUGGGAAUAUCAUGACUCAUCCUGAUUAUCUUGAUGGAAACCCAGAUCUGAUCAAACCUAAAAAGCUGCUCAAUCCUGUAAGAGCCUCAAAAAGCCACCAAGAACUUCAUCGGGAACUACUUAUGAAUCACAGAAGAGGAGUUGAGAGUAAACCAGAACUGCAAAGAGUCCUGGAACAUCGCCGACGAAACCAGCUGUUGAAACAGAGGAAAGAAGAAGAAGAGGCAAAGAAAUUAAAAUCUCCAUUUGAACAGGAGCUCUUGAAAAGGCAACAGAAGCUUGAUGAGCUGGAAAGGGAAGAUGAAAAGCAAGAAGAGAGUGCACCAGAAUUUAUUAAAGUCAAAGAAAAUCUGAGGAGAACAUCUACGCUACCUGGGGCAGAGUAAAGCAUCAGCUAAGACCAAAAUAGAUUAAGACCUUCUGCUUUGAAUACCUACAUGCUGACAUUUUGGUAAACAAUGGACGUUCAAAGUUUUGUCUCGGCGGCUACUUACUGUACAUUAAUGCUUGCUCCAUUUUUUUAAAAAAAUGGGGCAUUUUCACAUCUGGGAAAAGAAGAAUAUCCAAAUAAGGUGGCUUUUCGUUCACAAGGGUCCUCAGAUGAGAAAAAGACAGGGAAGGUAAUACAGACUUCGCCUUCCUGUCAAGUACUGAGAUAAUACGGUGCCCUUUCCCAUCACUAACUCUUGGCUAAUCCUUUGAGAUUCAGCAGGACAGGCGCAUGUGUGGAAUGGGAGAUGUUGUGUGAAGAGAGAUUGCUAAACAUUUGGGAUUCAGAUGUUUAUACAGCAGAGCAGUUCCGUUGCCGGUAUUGAAAUCUUCAGUUUAGCUCAAUUAACGCUUGAGGGAGCAAGUUGGGAAACUAAAAAAGACGGCAGAAAGAGAAGUUAUGAUCAAUAAGGAAAGUACUAGCUAAGAUUUAGAGCACCUCAACCUAGGCUGGCACCUGAGGUGCUGUAUCCCAUCAACAAUAACCAGUAAAAAUAUGUGUGUUUCUUCAUUAUUGGGAUUUAGCAGACAUGAAAUGAUGUUUGAGAUUCUUGUCACAAAUCAACAUCCAUGAUAGUUGUAUAGUCAAGUUUACUAUGACAAAUAGAUUCUGAGGUAUUUCCAAACAGAUUGUCCAACCAGUCUUUCAGCAUCUAGUUCUGGUGUCCAGAAUGAGAAGCAGAAAUAAGAUAAGAUACUUUAUGGAAAGGAUCUUUAAGAGCUGCAGAAAAAGUAGCAGGAGUUGGAGUCCUCUGAAUGUGUAAAAAACCAACUAUGAGAGCCACACAAAAAGCAGACAUCUAUGUGUAUGUCUCAAAAAGACAAGUGACAAAUCCACAAAAAAAGGAUUUGCAAGGGAAACAGCAAAGAAUUCUAAGGAGAAAGUCAAAGAACAAUACCAGAUGUAGGGUCUUCUGGAUUUUGCACAAAUAUAACACAUUAAACUAAGAUUCUUUUUUAAAAAAAUAUAUAAUAAAAUUGAAGGUUAUUUAUAGAUUAUAGCUACAUGAAGUCUACACCUCCCAGAUGCCCUUUCCUGUUUUUAAAAUCCUGAAUAUCCUUAUUAUACAGAUAUUUACUAUAAUACGGACUGUUUUAGAUGGAUUUUAAAAUAUAUAAUAACAGGAAGGCAAAAAAGUGAGUUGCCAACCCCCCCUUCAGCUCUGCUUUCGGAGGUGGAGUCAAGAAUAGGCCAUAUGUCUAUCCAAAAAAGGAAGACCAACUCAUGUUUGGUUUUCAGAAGGAGAGCUGUGUUUUUUACACCAAAUACAAGAGACUUCUUAAAAUUCUUUGUUAUUCGUUUAUUAUUCAUUUAGUCUUGAACCGAAGAUAAACAUAACCAAAAGCCACAAUAUUUUUUUUCUUAGUUUCACAAUUUUAAGGUCAGAUUAAGGUCAGCUUUCCUGGUAGGACGGACCCUCUGAGAUGCAGAAGACUACCAGGGAAAGACCAGCCAAAAUAAUACAUAACACAUAUUAUCUAUAUGUAUCAUCUAGAACUCAUAUAUGACUUGAUUGUAACCACAGAUUUUGGGAUGGGGGGAAGCUUAUUAAUAAAAAGCAGUUGUAUAUUUUGUGGAGUCUAUAUUCUGUGAAUUAAAGCAGGCA
This is a messenger RNA of Ahaetulla prasina, 2724 nucleotides long. RefSeq names its product family with sequence similarity 107 member A (gene FAM107A). NCBI's taxonomy places the organism in Eukaryota, Metazoa, Chordata, Lepidosauria, Squamata, Colubridae. The coding region runs from base 595 to 1014 and encodes 139 amino acids. The transcript is spliced from 4 exons. Gene Ontology annotation, cellular component: synapse; neuron projection; stress fiber. Gene Ontology annotation, biological process: actin filament polymerization; regulation of actin cytoskeleton organization; actin filament bundle assembly. The record is from RefSeq and is a predicted model, not a curated record.